This is a messenger RNA of Caenorhabditis elegans, 3096 nucleotides long. It is a transcript of the gene K09A9.6, whose product is annotated as Aspartyl/asparaginy/proline hydroxylase domain-containing protein. The transcript is spliced from 14 exons. Gene Ontology annotation, molecular function: peptidyl-aspartic acid 3-dioxygenase activity. The coding region runs from base 415 to 3033 and encodes 872 amino acids. Lineage: Eukaryota; Metazoa; Nematoda; Chromadorea; Rhabditida; Rhabditidae. The record is from RefSeq and is marked reviewed.
UUUCAGACCGAUCGACACCUAAGAGCGCUCACGGAGCAGUUCAUUCCGGAAAAGAAGACAACUAAAAACUCUUCUUUUCUCAUCGGAAAAGACAGCUCAGUGACGAGAACUCUUUUGUGAAUAGACCGAGUAAAACGGCGAGACGACGACAAAAAAUAAUAACGGAAAAGAGUGAAGAGGCGGGGAUUGUUUGGCCGUGCGAAAAAGAAAGAAAAAAGAAGAAAACGAAAAACUGAGGAAGCAAUAAGAAAAAUUGGAAAAUAAAAACAAAAACAAAGUAUCAUAUCACUGAUAUCGACCCAAGUUUUUUUUUUGAACUAUCGUGUCUAUUGAGACAAUUUCAUCUUUUUCUGGUGUUCUUCAUGACUUACUCAACUCUAAGUGACUGACAACUUUAUUACUCCUCAAGACAAAAUGACUGCAAAUGGCAAUGCAAAUCCGGCGUUCCGACGUCAAGCUUCGACAGCUGGCGUCAAUCCGGUUCUCACGGUUGCUCUGACACCUGUACCAAAAGUAGAUUAUAGUGUGACAAAGGGUGGCGCACGCACGUGGAUUGUUCUUCUAGUUUUUAUUUUCCUUUGCUCUAGUUUAUACACAAUUUUCUCCGCAAAAGACGCCGGAGAUUCACAUCAUGAUCUCAGCAGCCACUCGUCAGCAGAUGAUGAUGACGUUCCAGCAUACAACCACCCCGGUUCUGCAACAGAAGACGAUGAUGAUGACGAUGAUGACGAUGAGCCUCCUACACCGAGUCCGCGAGUGAGCAAGAAACAAGAGCAGCAGACGACGCAACAAAAAACAACACAGCCAGCUGCAGCUCAAGUGACGGAUUCGGAUGAUGAGGAUGAUGAAGAAUCAAAUGAGCAUACGUUGGGAGGACGGCUUUUUGCGGGGCUCAGGAAAAAGAUCACUGAUCGGCUGAAUGAGAAAGCUGUAAAAGAAGAACCAAAAUCCAAAAAUGACCAGAUCCUGAAUCCUCGAGAAUUGAGAAAACUUAAGAAACAACAGAAAACUGCAAAAGUAGAGGUCGUUGAGGACGAUGAUGAUGACGACGAUGAAGAUGACGAUGAUGUGGAAGCUCCAGCUCCACAAGAGCCAUCGCGUAAGCAGAAAGCUCACAAUCAAAGGGAAGAAAAGAAGGAUAAGAAUAAGAAAUAUCAACCAGUGAAGGAAGAACCAGAUCUUGAUGAUGAUGACGACGAUGAAGAUGACGAUGAUGAUGAUGGUGACGACGACGACGAUGAAAAGGAUGAUGGAAAUGAUGCGGAGAAAGAUGAUGGAGAUGAUGAUGAUGACGAUGAUGACGGCAAUGAUGAUGAUGAAGAAGAUGGAAAAAAUAAGAAAACGUCGGUGGAAGCAAAAUCAGACAAAGUAGUCGAAGAGAAAAAUGAUGGCGAUGAUGAGCCGCAUGUUUCACAUCGUGAAGCUCAACGUCUUCGACGUCAGCAUCUUCGAGAGAGCCGCCGAGACAACCGGCCGCGGCAAGGUGGAAAUCGUGAGUGCAUUCAUCAAGAUUGUCCAAAUCGUGAAAGUCUUAAACCAAGAAAAUCACUGCUCGUUACAAAGAAAAAGACAAAAUCCAUGGUAGAACGAAUUUUGGAUGAUGAAUUCGAUGAUGAAGACGAUGAUGAUGAAGAUGAUGAUAGUGAAGUUAACAAAAAUGAUAGGGAAGAUGAUGAUGAGGAUGAUGUUGAUGAGAGGAUUUCUGAUAGAGAUAGCAGUAGUUCCUACAAACGUCACGCUAUUACCACCAAAGAAGAAAUCGGCUUCCGAGACAUUCUUGAUCGGGCGGACAACCUUGUGGAAAAGCACCAAUAUGAAGAAGCCAUGGAACUUUUUGACCAUGUCAUCGCAGUCUAUCCAGCAUCAACUAGAGCAUACUUUGGAAAAGCACGCGCUUAUGAUAUAAGAGGAGAGAUAGAAGCCGAUGAAACAGAUAGAGAUAAAGCUAUUGAGAUUUACGAGAAGAUUCUUCAAAACAGCGGUGUUCCGGAUGCCCUUUUCAGACAAGCGGCUCAAAGACUCAUUGAGAAAACUCGAUUCCGGGGCCAACUGCAUAAAACUCUCACGGCUCAUCGCUAUUUUAUUGAUAGAUUCCCAGAAGAGCUCAACUUGCAAACCGAUUUUGCGAUUUCUUUCGUGAUGAUGAAAAGAUAUGAAGAUGCAAGAACUGUGCUGAAAAAUGUUUUAGCAAAUGAUCCGAACCACGUAAUUGCAUUGGCUUAUUAUGGAUAUAUUUUGAAGGCACACGACGACAAAGUUGAACAAGGUGUUGCUCUAAUGAGGAAAAGUUUAAAAAAUGCUGACAAUGAAAUAACCGAUCCGAAAUUUUACUAUCAACUCGGCCAUGGUCUCACAACCCUCGGGCGUAAAAGUGAAGCUGACGCUGUUUACCAGAAGGCUGCACAAAUGGGAGUUUUCAUGACUGCCCAGCAGAGAAGCUUGUACAACAUUGAAGGACUCACCGGCAGGGCUUGGUGGGCAAUGGAUCAGACUCCGUACUCCAAGUUUCUGAAGACAGUUGAACGGCAGUGGGCGACAAUCAGACAGGAAGGCAUGGAGGUUUUGAAGGAUUGCAGCGAUUGUUGGUUGGAUCAUAACCAACAGCUCGUCAUCGAUGGACAAUGGAAGUUCUUCCCAAUUAUGUCCGAGCAAAAUUUUAUAAAAUCUAGCUGCGAGAGAAUGCCACAGACAUGCUUAAUCCUUCAAGAAUUUGCAGCUUCCAGUAAUGCCAGCAAGUCAGAUAUGCAUUUGUCGGUGUUAUCAUCAGGUGCUUCUAUUCUGCCACACUGUGGUCCUACGAACUAUCACCUCCAAGCACAUUUGGGUCUUGUCUCUCCAUCUGAAGCAAGGAUACGUGUUGGUAAUGAGACAAAGGGAUGGAGAUCCGGGAAAUUUAUCAUUUAUGAUGACAGUUUUGAACACGAGCUCCAAUUCGACGGUGCAUCUUCAUCAUCCUUCCGACUUGUCCUCACCAUUCAACUUUGGCACCCCGAAGUUCAACCUCAUCAACGCGUGUUGUCAUUCCUUUCAUAAUCUUGAUCAUAAUGUUAGCUCUAUUUUUAUUGUUGUGAGUAUUUUCUUAAUAAAGCGUUUUUU